Molecule: messenger RNA, 972 nt
Organism: Fusarium oxysporum Fo47
Lineage: Eukaryota; Fungi; Ascomycota; Sordariomycetes; Hypocreales; Nectriaceae
Product: RNA polymerase II subunit A C-terminal domain phosphatase
Exons: 3
Coding region: 196-963 (255 amino acids)
Biological process (GO): termination of RNA polymerase II transcription
Cellular component (GO): nucleus; mRNA cleavage and polyadenylation specificity factor complex
Molecular function (GO): RNA polymerase II CTD heptapeptide repeat phosphatase activity
Source: RefSeq, a predicted model, not a curated record
CCAACCACUUCUUUCAAUAAACAUCAUCAGACUGCGUCGCGUACCAAAGGAACGGUGCAACGAUGACAUGAAGUGACUGUUGGUGUACCAACUUGAGACUCAAAGCUGGUCUAUCGUUCUGUCUCUUCAAAGCAUGCCACGCGCCUUUCCGCCCGCCAACGACCUCGUUUUCUCGCCCGGCUAGGAACUCGAAAUAUGGAGGUUGCCAACGGUGGCUCUUCGGCCCAGAGCCAGAAUGGCUCAUCUGAAAGCAACAGCGGAUACAAACUCAAGUUUUGCACUGUAUGUGCUAGCAACAACAAUCGCUCCAUGGAAGCACAUUUACGGCUAUCCCAGGCUGACUAUCCUGUCAUCUCCUUCGGCACUGGUUCUCUCGUCCGCCUGCCUGGGCCUACCAUUACCCAACCUAAUGUGUAUCACUUUAACAAAACUUCUUAUGACAGUAUGUUCAAGGAGCUUGAAUCCAAGGAUGCUCGGCUGUACAAGAACAACGGCAUCCUUAACAUGUUGAACCGUAACCGUGGCGUCAAAUGGGGCCCAGAACGCUGGCAAGACUGGCAAGUUGGUGUACCUCGCCUGCAACAUGCUAAGGACCGUGGCAGCGAGGGUACUGAAGGUGGUCUAGUCGAUAUUGUCAUCACCUGUGAAGAGCGAUGCUGGGAUGCUGUUGUCGAUGAUCUCCUUAACAGGGGUUCACCACUCAACCGACCUGUCCAUGUCAUCAAUGUCGAGAUCAAGGAUAACCACGAAGAGGCCGCCAUUGGUGGGCAGGGUAUCUUGGAUCUUGCGAACUCUCUCAACGCGGCUGCUCGUGAAGAGCGUGACGCUGUUGGUGCUUCGUCCUUUGACAAUGGUUCUGCCUCAAGCAGAGCUUCCUUUGAUGAGCGAGUACCUGAUAUUCUGGCUUCAUGGCAGGAAAGGUGGCCCAAUCUGCCAGCGACCUGGACCGUUGCUUGGUUCUAAUCCGCGUAA